AUGGAGGAACUCCCCAUACAGCCCUCCGGCAUAUUCAUGCAGCAAAACUUCAUCACACCCGAGCACGAAGCCGCGCUGCUCUCCAUCUUCCAGACGCAGCUCACGUGGCCCGACCGCAAGGGCCGCCUCGCCCUGCACUACGGGCACACAUUUUCCUACAAGACGUUCGGCAUCGACGAGGCGACGGCCUACAUCCCGUUCCCCGACUGGCUGCCGCCGCUGCUGCCGCGCACGGAGGCCCGCGCGCCGGACCAGGUGUGCCUGCAGUACUACGCGCCCGGCACGGGCAUCCCGCCGCACGUCGACACGCACAGCGCCUUUGACCAGCUGUACGCGCUCUCGCUGGGGGCGCCCGUGUCGAUGCAGUUCCGAGACGGGGCGACGGGGGAGAGGACGGACGUCGACCUGCUGCCGCGGAGCAUGAUGGAGAUGCGCGGCGAUGCGCGGCUGCACUGGACGCAUGGCAUUCGGUCACGGAAGACGGAUCCGCUGCCGGACGGCGGAGCCAGGCCGAGGGAGGGACGUUGGAGUCUUACGUACCGGUGGUUGCGGCAUGGGGCUGUUUGUGAGUGUGGAAACGAGAAGCUGUGCGACACGGCGCAACGGAGACUGGGUAUCGAGAAGGAGUAUCGGUGGAAGGACUACGAGGCGCAGGCUAAGGUUGAGCAGGAGAGGGUGAGCGACGACAGUAAGCAAACGAUAGAAAACAAUGAAGAAUGA
Molecule: messenger RNA, 720 nt
Organism: Verticillium nonalfalfae
Lineage: Eukaryota; Fungi; Ascomycota; Sordariomycetes; Glomerellales; Plectosphaerellaceae
Exons: 1
Coding region: 1-720 (239 amino acids)
Biological process (GO): oxidative demethylation
Molecular function (GO): oxidoreductase activity; demethylase activity
Source: RefSeq, a predicted model, not a curated record